AUGCACGCCGAUGUGCGGAGAGGUACCGCCCUUUGUGCUCUUUUGGCACUCACACAGGCAUUUUACAUACCAGGCUUCACCUUCAAAAGCUACCGAGAUGGCGAAACGAUACCACUCUUCGUGAACAAAGUCUACUCCGACAAGUCCGAGCUCCAAUAUGCCUACACCGAACUUCCCUUCGUAUGUCCGCCGACUCAUCGCAUAAAGACAGGCCGAUUCACAAGCGGCGCAAGCAUAUCACUGAAUCUAGGCGAGGUCCUCCGCGGUGACCGGAUCACAGUCUCGGACUAUGAGUUGAUAAUGGGGAAUGAUGAAGAGGCGCGGUACCUCUGCGCUCAGACGGUAGAUCAGGAUGGCUUGAAGCGGACGAGGGAGUUGAUACGGGAUGGAUAUGUGGCGGAGUGGAUCGUGGACAAUUUGCCCGGGGCGACGAGCUUCCAGACGACGGAUAAGAGUCGGAAGUACUAUGCCGCAGGCUUCAAGAUUGGCGAGGAGGUGGUGUCGAAGCAGGGUGGGCUGCCGCAGUACUUGAUCUAUAACCAUGUCACGCUGGUUAUUCGGUACCAUCGCGCGCCGGGAAAGGAUGGAGAUAGAGGGAAGAAGGUCAUAGUCGGAUUUGAGGUGUUUCCGAAGAGCAUUGCGGCGAACAACCGCACUGAGGAUGGGCUACCGAAGGAUCUGCAAAACGUGCGAGAUCCGAUGAUGCUCAUUCCGACGUCCAACAGCACGGGGGAAAUCGACGAGAGCGAGGCAGCGACAUUGACGAUCCCGUUUACGUAUUCGGUGUACUUCCGAGAGGACGAACAGCUCCAAUGGCAGAACCGCUGGGACAGGUACUUUGUCGCUCAGGAAGACAGUUCAAACGUGCAUUGGUUGGCCAUCGUCAAUUCAUUGGUCAUUGCUGGUUUGCUUACAGCUGUUGUGGCCGUUAUCUUAGCGCGCACUGUGCGUGGGGAUAUCAAAGGUUAUCAAGAGGAUGGAGGAAAGCCGAAGUUGAAACGAGCAAGAGGACCAAUGUCACCGACCAAUGGCAUGGAGAAGGGCGGCUUGUUGGAUCAGCUUGGAGACCUGGAAGGAGAAGCCGACGUCUCAGAUGAUGAAGAACCGGAAGACAUCACAGGCUGGAAGCUGGUUCAUGGCGACGUCUUCCGAGCGCCACCACAUGGCGGUCUUCUCGCACCCCUCAUCGGCUCCGGCACCCAACUUCUCUUCAUGGCCAUCGGUAUCCUGCUCCUAAGCGCUUUUGGUAUCCUUAACCCCAGCUUCCGCGGCGGCUACGUCAGUGUCGGUACGGGGCUAUGGGUCUUCGCCGGUCUGUUCUCUGGCUACUUCUCUUCACGAGUAUACAAAACGUUCGGAGGACAGUUGUGGCAGAAGAACGUUUUCGUCACUGCUUCCCUUGUUCCAGGCCUGCUGUUCUCUACAAUCUUCGUCCUCAACCUAUUUGUCUGGAUCCAAGCCUCCAGCACCGCUAUCCCCUUCGGCACGCUCGUCGGUCUCGUCGCACUAUGGCUCUUCAUCCAGCUCCCGCUCGUCUACGUCGGCGGCUGGUACGGAUACACCCAAGUCGGGUCCUGGACGCAUCCCAUCAAGGCGAAUGCUAUCCCACGACAGAUCCCAGCACAGCCAUGGUUCACGAAGGACGUCCAAGCUAUUCUCCUUGCUGGCUUUGUUCCUUUUGCAGUUGUAUUUAUCGAGCUGAUGUUUGUCUUCAAAAGUUUGUGGGUGGACAAGAGUGGAUACUACUACGUCUUCGGCUUCAUGGCCGUCGUGAGCGUCAUUCUGCUCGUCACAGUGAUCGAGGUCACGGUCAUGGCUACGUAUAUUCAGCUCUGCUCUGAGAACUACCACUGGUGGUGGCAAUCUUUCCUCAUUGGUGGCUCCUCCGCGCUCUGGAUCUACGCUUACCUCGCGUGGUACUUUUUCGCGCGCCUGCACAUCACGGGCUUUGUCUCGAGUUUGCUUUUCUUCGCGUAUGGUGGGCUCGCGUGUGCGGUUUAUGGGCUGUUGACCGGGACGGUGGGGUUUUUGAGCGCCUAUGCGUUUGUGCGGAGGAUUUAUAGGUAA
Messenger RNA from Trematosphaeria pertusa, 2067 nucleotides. Its product is annotated as multispanning membrane protein. Gene Ontology annotation, biological process: protein localization to membrane; vacuolar transport. The coding region runs from base 1 to 2067 and encodes 688 amino acids. Gene Ontology annotation, cellular component: Golgi apparatus; membrane. The transcript has 3 exons. The record is from RefSeq and is a predicted model, not a curated record. Lineage: Eukaryota; Fungi; Ascomycota; Dothideomycetes; Pleosporales; Trematosphaeriaceae.